This is a messenger RNA of Acyrthosiphon pisum (pea aphid), 2466 nucleotides long. RefSeq names its product X-ray repair cross-complementing protein 5 Ku80 (gene Ku80). Gene Ontology annotation, biological process: telomere maintenance; DNA recombination; double-strand break repair via nonhomologous end joining. Gene Ontology annotation, cellular component: Ku70:Ku80 complex; nucleus. Bases 334 to 2331 code for a protein of 665 amino acids. The transcript has 16 exons. Gene Ontology annotation, molecular function: damaged DNA binding; telomeric repeat DNA binding; double-stranded DNA binding. Lineage: Eukaryota; Metazoa; Arthropoda; Insecta; Hemiptera; Aphididae. The record is from RefSeq and is a predicted model, not a curated record.
GUGAUACUGAUAAGAAGCUCGUGCCUUAACGUUUCCCGGUGUUUGUGAUCAGCAACGUUACAUACUACGCUUUGUUUCGAUUUUUGUCUCGUCGUUUUACUCGUUCACAACUGUUUUGAAGUCAGUAUUUUGCGUUUUUCCAAUCGGUAUUCCAGUCGCCAGACUGUUACUUGCUAGACGGCCGCUGAGUCUAGACGCCAGUAUCGCAUUUAGUAGGACAAACUGAGAAAGCGCUGGAGUAAAUUGGUCGUUGACGCAAAUACGGUAUAUGUUUUACUUGUGCACAAGUAAGAGUGUAUAAGUAAUAUCUAGUUAUUGACGUACACUUUUCUAAUGGCGGCUAAUAAAAAGGAAGUAAUAAUACUUGCAAUUGAUGUCGGAAUAAAUUCUUUAAAACUAGAUUCAGAUGGAAAAACAUAUUUUGAAAAAUCUAAAUUGUGUGCUUCUAUGAUUUUAAGAAGAAAAAUAUUUGCUGAAAGUAAAGAUUAUGUAGCAUUAAUAUUGUUUGGGUCAAAUCAAACAAAAAACCAUCUUGCAUCACAAGGAUGUAAUAAUAUAGAAAUUGUUACUAGUUUAGGUGUAGUAACUUGGGAUUUAAUUAAACAUAUUGAUAGUUUAUCACCUUCAGAUAUAACACGUUCGGAUUGGCUUAAUACUCUUGUACUUGCUGCAGAUAUGGCGAAAAAGGAAAUUCAAGACAAAAUAUUCCAAGACCUCCAGAUUGUUAUGUUUACAAAUCUUGCAACUGAUAUAUCCUUUGAUAAAAUUGAUAUAAUUGCAAGGUGUAUACAAACACAACGUAUUGAUUUAACCAUAAUUGGUACAGAUUGUGAAGAUGUAUUGAGAAGUUCUGUGUUGGAAACAUUUAUCAGGAAAACUGAGGCAACUACUGUUAGUUUGGAUUCAGUUCUACCGAAUAUUUGUAAUUAUAAACUUAAAGAAGUAACUCCGAGAGCUUGGAAUGUCCCUUUAAGCUUUGGAAAUGUUUUUAAUAUAAAAGUUAUCGGUUAUAAAAAGAUAGAUGAAACCCCUAAAAGCUUCAAGUGGUCAUUAUGUAGGAACUAUGAUACACCAGAUUCAAUUACAGAAAUGAAUAAACGUACUACAUAUUCGUAUGUUGAUAAUGGUGAACAAAUAGAAGUUGAUCAUGAGAAUAUAAUAGAUGGAUUUCGCUUUGGUGAUACAAUUAUACCUGUCUCGGAUUUAGAUAUACAAGCGUAUAGUUAUAAAUCUGGUCCAAGAGGCUUACAAGUAUUAGGGUUUACAAAAGCUAAAAAUAUACAAAGAUCAUUUUUAAUGGAUGGCGGAUCAUAUAUUUUUAAACCUCACAAGGACGAUAUAGUUGCAUUUAGUGCUAUUUUCAAAGCUAUGAUCAAAAGGGAAGAAUUAAUGAUUAUUAGAAAAGUUUAUUUAAAUGAUUGUAUGCCAACCAUAGGUGCAAUGUUUCCUCAAAUAGAAGAUAAAGAAAAUUAUUUUGUAUGUGUCAAUCUUCCAUAUGCUGAAGAAGAACACUUGUUUAAGCUUCCAUCAUUGGAAUCAUUUAAACCUAAUUAUGAAGAAAAGAAUGCUGUCUGUAACCUUAUAGAUGCAAUGGACUUGGAUGAUGAAGAUGAUGAAUUGUUCAUACCAGAAACUACACACGACCCUGAAUUACAAUAUGUGUAUGAUUGCGUUGCUCAAAAAGCUAUUAAUCCAGACAAACUGUUAACAAAAACAAUUCCAGAGUAUAUUCAAAGUUUACUUGACCCCCCUAAAGAAAUGAUGGAAAAGGCUAAGCAACCUAUAGAUGAAAUUAUAAAACUAUUUUCGCUUCAACAAGAAAUUUCUGAAAAAAGUCCAAUUGAGGAUAAUAAUGCUUCAAAGUUUGAUUGUGAUGAAGAAGUAGAAAAUUCAAAACAAUGUGUGAUUACAGCAUUCAGCCCAAUAGAAGAUUUUAAUAAGCUUUUAGAAAAUGGAUUUAACUCUGCAAUAGUUUGUGGAAAGAUGAAAAACAUAACUCUAGACCUAAUAGAAUCUAGUACAAGUAUGAAAGAUUUAGAGAAACCAGCAUCAAAUUUGAAAGCCUUAAGAGAAUUUUAUAUACAUGAUAACGAUGUUAAGUCUUAUAAUAAUUUAAUGUAUCUUGUAAAAGAUUCAGUUCUUUUGUCUGGCAAAGAAGAAAUGUGGUCACAAUUCAUUGAUAGUGGAAUAGGACUUAUUACAAAUCAAGAGGUAGAAAUAAGUGAUAUUACACAAGAAUUAUCUGAAAACUUUAUGAAACAUGAAGUUUUAGAAGAUGUUGCAGCAGAAUUUAUCAUUGAUGAUGAUGAUCCACUGAAAGAAUUUUUGUAAAUGGAAACAAGUAUAAUUAUAUAAGUGAAUAACACAAAGCAUCUUAUCAUCUUAUUUUUAAUUAAGUAUGAUAUGUAUUAUAUAUUUUUUGAUGAAAUUUUACUAUUUACUAAUGUAUAAUUUAAUUUAACAUAC